Zea mays is the source of this 1174-nucleotide messenger RNA. RefSeq lists its product as uncharacterized. Gene Ontology annotation, cellular component: endosome; cytoplasm; trans-Golgi network. The transcript is spliced from 5 exons. Bases 49 to 1101 code for a protein of 350 amino acids. Gene Ontology annotation, molecular function: methyltransferase activity. The record is from RefSeq and is marked provisional. NCBI's taxonomy places the organism in Eukaryota, Viridiplantae, Streptophyta, Magnoliopsida, Poales, Poaceae.
GGCGUGCUCGCGUCCAACCGCCUCACCUACCCGGCCCGCGCCUUCGACAUGGCGCACUGCUCCCGCUGCCUCAUCCCCUGGCAACUCUACGAUGGACUGUACCUGAUCGAGGUUGAUCGCGUGCUGCGUCCCGGAGGGUACUGGAUCCUGUCCGGGCCGCCGAUCAAUUGGAAGAAGUACUGGAAGGGGUGGGAGCGAACCAAGGAGGACCUCAACGCCGAGCAGCAGGCCAUCGAGGCCGUCGCCAGGAGCCUCUGCUGGACCAAGGUCAAGGAAGCCGGCGACAUCGCCGUCUGGCAGAAGCCCUACAAUCACGCCGGCUGCAAGGCUUCCAAGUCGCCGCCCUUCUGCUCGCGCAAGAAUCCAGACGCGGCAUGGUACGACAAGAUGGAGGCCUGCAUAACGCCGCUGCCGGAGGUCUCUAGCGCCAGAGACGUCGCCGGCGGCGCGGUGAAGAAAUGGCCGCAGCGGCUCACGGCCGUGCCGCCCAGGGUCUCCCGCGGCACCAUCAAGGGCGUCACGGCCAGGUCGUUCGCGCAGGACACCGCGUUGUGGCGGAAGAGGGUCCGUCACUACAAGUCGGUGAUCAGCCAGUUCGAGCAGAAGGGGCGGUACCGCAACGUGCUGGAUAUGAACGCGCGCCUGGGCGGGUUCGCCGCGGCGCUGGCGUCGGCGGGCGACCCCCUGUGGGUCAUGAACAUGGUCCCGACCGUGGGGAACACGACCACGCUCGGGGCCAUCUACGAGCGCGGCCUCAUCGGAAGCUACCAGGACUGGUGCGAGGGCAUGUCUACCUACCCGAGGACCUACGAUCUCAUCCAUGCGGACUCGGUGUUCACCCUGUACAGGAACAGGUGUCAGAUGGACCGCAUCCUUCUGGAGAUGGACAGGAUCCUGAGGCCCAGGGGCACGGUGAUCAUCAGGGAAGACGUGGACUUGCUGGUGAAGGUCAAGAGCCUGGCGGACGGGAUGAGGUGGGAGAGCCAGAUCGUCGACCACGAAGACGGCCCGCUCGUCAGGGAGAAGAUCCUCCUGGUUGUCAAGACGUACUGGACUGCCCAUGAGGCCAUGACCAAGAUCAGUAGCAGGACUGUGAAGUAAAAUUCUCAAUGUUGAUAAGCAUUUUUCAUGUUUGGAUUUAUACCGUCGUUUCUAGCUCCUUGAGCUAGUGAUC